AUGGUAGACAAAGCGCUAAAUGAGAGCAAGUAUAUAGAUCAUCCAUUACUCAAGGAUAAAAUAAAAAAGAUGAGCGAGCACCUUAUGCUCUCGAAGUUUCCACUUCAAGCUGAAUUUUUCUUUCUCGCUUACGAGCUGCUCGAAAAGCCAGAAAACAUAACCAGUGACAAAUUGCGGCAAGCGUAUUAUGUGGCCUGUGCUUCAGAACUGAACGAUCUCACCGAAUAUAUGGACGUAAAUCAAACAAUGACGUUAAAAUCUAACACCGACAUAAUAAACGGGAAGUGCACGUGGACAGCUGUUGCAGCCUUGAAACAUUUCAAUGCGGAACAAAGGAAGAUUUUCGAGGAAUGCUACAAUAGUUCUGACCCGGAGAAGAUUAAACGCGUGCUACGGUUGUACGACGAGGUGAACAUGCGAGACUUGUACAGGAAAGAGGAGAAGGCACGAUAUGACUUGUUCUUGGAGAAGGUUAGCAAACUGCCAGCAGACAGUGUACCAUCUCCCGAUUUCUUUAUCACUAUCCUGAGGUACUUCCAGAGUUACACCACCAACAUCUCAAGAUAUUACUACAUU
This is a messenger RNA of Iphiclides podalirius (scarce swallowtail), 576 nucleotides long. The record is from the annotation of a GenBank genome assembly. NCBI's taxonomy places the organism in Eukaryota, Metazoa, Arthropoda, Insecta, Lepidoptera, Papilionidae.